This is a messenger RNA of Rhincodon typus (whale shark), 1222 nucleotides long. RefSeq names its product carcinoembryonic antigen-related cell adhesion molecule 7-like. Lineage: Eukaryota; Metazoa; Chordata; Chondrichthyes; Orectolobiformes; Rhincodontidae. The record is from RefSeq and is a predicted model, not a curated record. Bases 187 to 834 code for a protein of 215 amino acids. The transcript is spliced from 4 exons.
GGUGCUGUCUGCAGACUCUCCCUCUCCAGGCACAGUGUGAUCAGUGUCAGCUCCAGCAGAAUUGGAGAAGAGAGUGAUUGGGAUUCUGUUGAGUCGUUUCUAAUAACAUAUCAUUUUUGUAAUCUCUGCCUGUUCCUUGAGAACACUGUUGAUGUUACAUCGAAUCCACUGGGUGUUCACAGUGACAUGAAGAUUUAUUUUGUCCUUGUAUUUCUGUUUACACAGCAUCACCUGAGUGAAUCAAAAGAAAAGUACGCCAUUUUAGCUGCUGCAGGAAGUGAUGUUACGUUCCCUGGACCAAAACAUCCUGAAAUUUAUACAAGAUCAGCUUGGAUUUUUCAUAACCACGUAAAAUCAGACAUUGUUUCAUAUAGCAAAGUAUCUGAACCCCAAAUUCUAAUCCGAAAGAAGUACAAAAGUCGAAUUCAGCCUGAUGCAACAACUUUGACCCUUGUCCUGCUGAAUGUACAGGAAUCUGACACCGGUAUCUACAAAUUUAUUAGCCGUCGGCAUGUUCGCAUCAUAAGUGAAGUGACUCUUCAUGUGUUCAAACUGCUUGUUGAACCUCGCAUAUCCAGCAAUUCCAGCCUGGAAAACAGUACAAUUGCAUUGACCUGUGCAGUAUCAGGGAAAGUCGAGUCUGUCAUUUGGCUUGCAAUAACAGACGCUGCUGCUAAAAACCGAUACAAAUUGAUCCAUGAUAACACGACUUUGGUCAUCCAAGAUGCACAGAAAUCGGACUCUGGUAUAUAUGGUUGUUUCAUACGAAACCCGUUCAGUAAAUCCAGCGCCUUCUAUGAGCUGACAGUCAAAUGCUCUGAUGUGUUUACCUGACGGAUACCGAUAUGUUUACCUGAUGGACACCGAUGCGUUCACUUGGCUGACACUGAUGUGCUCACCUGACUGGUACUGAUGUGUUCAAAUACGUGCAUUAAUAUGUUUAACUGAUGGGCAUUAAUGGUAGGCAUUAAUCUGUUCACCAAACAGUCACUGAUGCUAUUCAUAAUGUUAUCAGCUGGUGAGUACGAAUAUCUUCACCAUCCAAGAUUUAUGUAGCUAAUAGUUGGCUAAUUUGUGUCCAAGGUUGCGACCAAAAUGCUCAAAUGAUUGUUCACAUAACGUACUAAUGUGUUCAACAGACCAACACUCUUCACAAGACAGCACUUUUAUUUUGAAGAUUAGCAACAUGGUGACUCAGUGGUUAGCACUGCUGCCUCACAGU